AUGGCGGCCCUCAGCUCGAAAGUUGCGGGAUGGCUGCGAGACUGGCGUGUGCAAGCAUUGGCGCUGCUUGCACUUUCCCUCCUGCUAGCCCUUCUACAAUACAGCAUCUCGUGGGGAGUGCUCUGCCUGUGUGAGCUGUUGCUUUUCCGCUUUGUGCCGAAACGGCGUGCCUAUGUGGACAUGGUGCUGCUGGCGCUACCCUGCCUGGUUUUAAUGACAUAUCUUGUUUUUGCUAUCGCACUGUCCGCCAUAGAUGGUGACAUGUUCUCGGACAUGUUCUUCAUAGUCGUUGCUGUUGCCUUGUGGUUCUGCCAACGCUUCUCGUUCUCAACUGGACGCUCUGGCUCUGUUAGCCCUUCUGCUCGGGUGGAAGAAGCACAAGGAAGCUCAGAGCGGAACCGAUGUUGUUGCAUAUGUUGCGGCUGUUGCGGAGUUGUCCUGGGCAUCUCCCUGGUUGGGCAGGUGGUCGGCAUGCUUAUGUACCUUGCAACCGUCCCCAGGCCCGAAUACACAGAGACUGCUAUCGCAUACUGGUGCUUGGGCGAGCCCAACAAGUCCCUCGUCGUCUUGGAGCCCGGCUACCUGGCCUCGCCGGGAACACUCUACUUCGUCCAGCAUGAACUCGCACAGACCACACGUGUUUGCAUCUACGACCCAGUGGGGACCGGCUUCAGCGGAGGCCAUGCUCCCAACUUCCGAAGUGAUGCAGCAGCCAUGAAGGACGUGGUGAGUUCGGAGCUGGCCAAGCAUGCUGAUAGCGACUCCUGGCAGAUCGUUGUUGGCGGCCACUCUCGAGGACACCUCACUGCAUGCCGCUUCUGGCUGGAUUAUUCCAGCGUCUACGACAGGCUCGCGGUACUGGGGUUUGAUGGCAGCCACUGCGGGCAGACAGCCUGUGGUUACUGCGAAGAUUUUGGAGUCAUUUUCGCGGCACUGCGACUUCUCAUAGCUCCAUUCUGGACGCUGUUUUCCGGAUUGCUUCGCCUGACGAUGGCCCUCUUUCAGGAGACCUUGAUGCAGGCAAUGGCGAGCAGGCCUGUGGAUUUUCCGGACUAUCCACCGGCAGCCGUGAUCCAGCUGUCUGAACCCUACUUCUGGCCCAAGCUCUGGCGGAGCCAAAGCUUGCGGGGGGAUGCAUGGCUCAACUCCUAUGAUGGUCCAACGUGGUCUCAGUGCUGGGAGCAGCAGUUGACCGCCACUUCAGUUUCAUCCAGCAGCCACCACCAUUUGUAUAUAGAUGCUUGGGGUGUUUGCACCGAACCCUGGUCAUGUGCAGAGCACAUGUCCAUCAUCUCGAGCAGCUGGUUCGCCAACAUUGCGAGUGCCAAGGCUGUAGAUUUUGUUGCCCGAUGA
Messenger RNA from Symbiodinium sp. CCMP2592, 1353 nucleotides. NCBI's taxonomy places the organism in Eukaryota, Dinophyceae, Suessiales, Symbiodiniaceae. The record is from the annotation of a GenBank genome assembly.